This is a messenger RNA of Mucor mucedo, 2510 nucleotides long. RefSeq lists its product as uncharacterized. The transcript has 3 exons. The record is from RefSeq and is a predicted model, not a curated record. Bases 77 to 2470 code for a protein of 797 amino acids. Lineage: Eukaryota; Fungi; Mucoromycota; Mucoromycetes; Mucorales; Mucoraceae.
UGGGGGACCAAAAAAAAAUCUCUUUUUUUUCUCUCUCCCCCUUUUUCUCUCUCACUCUAAUCUUUUAACCCGCCCAAUGUCUACGAAAUUAAAACUACCUUCUAUUCCAGUCCGAACCCCCAAGAAUCGGUUUCAAUCUGACAUUGAAGAAGCCAACAAGAUUGGACAACGCGUGACUAUUCCCAGUUUAGAUAAUUGCACGGGUAUUCUUCGUUAUGUGGGUGAACCUGAUUUCAAGUCGGGUGUCUGGGCAGGUAUUGAACUAGAUAAGCAAGGUGAAGGCAAGAACGACGGCAGUGUACAAGGAAAGAGGUAUUUUCAAUGUGCUCCAAACACGGGUAUAUUCAUUGGCGUCAACAAAAUUAUUAUUCACCCACCAGCUCUUCCCACCAUGAAAAAGAAACCUUCACCUACAUCUUCAACCACGCGUAAAUCAAACUUGCCUUUAACAAGAAAUCCUUCCCAUUCAACUCGAAUUUUAAACUCUUCUUCUUCUAGUUCCACCACCACCACCAAUAGCAGUCAGAGUACGAAAAUGAGGGCUCAUGGUUUACGUAUUUCAUCCGUACCUACAACAACCGCCGUCACUUCUUCACCACCGUCGUCGUCAUCAUCAUCGGCAGCGACAGUGACAGCGCCUGCUAUGACCAGAAAAAAAUCAACGCCUUCGCCUGCUAUAACUACCGUUCCUGUCAUACCGGUCAUCCCACAUUCACCUACCCCACCUCCUCCUCCUCUUUCAGUGGUACAAACCCCUCCUCCAGCGCAGACACCGUCACCUUCUGUAACACCAACACCACCACCACCGCCAGCAGUAGCAACAGCGGCAGUAACAGCAACAACAUCAACAUCAACGGCAGCAGCAGCAGCAACAGCAGUAGCAGCGGCGGAAGAAAAACAUCACCAAGAAACAAACCAACUGUAUGAAAUGUUAGAAAAAGUGCAACGUGAACGAGAUCUAUUCCAGCAGCAAAUGAAGAGCAAGGAGACAGCGUGGGAGCGACUUGUCUCAUCCAAGGAAAGUCUGGUGAUACAAGUGGAAGAGCGUGAUGCGACGAACCGUCGUUUACGAAAUGAAUGGGAUGCGUUGACGACACGAAUGGAAACACUGGAAGGGGAAUUAGCAGAACGCGAUGCAACCAUUGCUAAAUUUCAACGUGAUGAGGAAAAGACGAGCCAGGAUGGACGUCGAAUUGAACGUUUGGAUCAUCUGGUGCGUGAACUUCAGGCGCAGGUGAAGGGACAGAUGGAGGAAGCAGUAUUGAAGGGACGUGAGUACCAGGGGUCCAUCGAUCAAGUACGUAAGGAAGUGACGGCCAGUGAAUCGUUGAACGCUGCGUUGGAAAAGGAGUGUCAAGAACUAAGAUUGGCGGGUUUAGAGGCGAUGCAUGCCUAUGAGGACUCGGUGCAUGCGAUCACGGCCAAGCAUGCACACCAAUUGGAAGAAAAGGAUGCACAAAUAGCACGUCUGGAGUAUAUCAUUGCGGAUCUGAAACAUAAGCAAAGUACAUUGUUUGAUGACGAUGAGUUGGAUAUCGAGACGCGUUUGAAGGAGCUCUCACAAUCGAAUAGCAGUAGCGAUCAAACCCAUCGUCUGGAGGAACAAUUGGAGCUGACCAUGGCAGAAUUGGAUUCGGAAAGAAGGACGAUAGCAACGAUCGUGCAUGAAUGUGAUGGAUUGAAAUUGGAAUUGAAGGCAGCGCGUCAACAAUGCGUGACGACGGAACAAAAAUAUGGCGCGUUGCAGGCGGAUUUCGAAAAGGAAUUAGCGGAUAAAAAGAAAUUGAUGGAGGAGGCGGAUAGUGCAUUUGAGAGACAAGCGAAAGCGGAAGAUGAACAUUAUCAGUCCAAGUUAAGCACGAUGGCUUUAGAAAAGGAAUACAAUGCGUUACUAGAGAGUCAUAAACAAUUAGAAUCCGAAUACAGUAAAUUGAUGGAUGAGAUGAUGGUGUUGGAAAAGCAAGAUGCUUCACCUGACGCAGGAAUCCGAGAGAAAUUUCAAGCGCUCGAAAAUGAAAGGGAUACACUAACCAAGCAAUUGGCAGAAAAGAGCACACAAGUAAAACAACUGUGUAAAGAUUUGGCCGAAUUGGAAAACUUGGUUGAAAACCGAGUGUUUGGUGAAUCUGAAUUAGAGGAAGAAUUAGAGCUGGAAAGAAAGAAGGUGAUUUCAUUAUCACGAGAAUUAAACGAGGUUAAAAGUAGUCAUGGAAGGAAUAGCUUUAAGAAUAUGUUGAUCUCACCUACCACGACCAGUACCACGUCGAGUCCAACACCAUCUCAUGGGAAUGAUGAUUUAUCGCGAUACUGCGAAAUUUGCGAACGAUAUGGACAUGAUUUAUUACAAUGCAAAAAUACGACUGCUGCUACUGCUGCGGCAGCGGCGGCUGCCAAAAUGUAUUGUGAUAAUUGUGAUGAUUAUGGAAACCAUCUCACUGAACAUUGUCCUAAUCAAGAUGAAACCUUUUAAAAAAAAAAAAGAAUAAUAAACAUUUGUAUAUAUACACACA